AUGUCGUCUCCGGCGGAAGCUAUAACGAAAGAGAAGGUGUCGGGAGAGGAGGUUGAGGAGAAGCGGGAGGAGAAGGUCGACUCGAGUGUAGUGCCGGAAGAAAAGGCCGCAGUGGUGGAAGGGGAGACCGCGAAGUCUAAUGGAGAGAAUAGUGAAGAGAAUCAUAAAUUGCAGCAUGAGUGGAGCCUGUGGGUGAUGUCACAGCAAGGAAGAUCGGUCAAGGACCAUUGGCAGCAGAAUCAGCAGAAGGCUAUCGAUUUUGGAAGCAUCGAGGAGUUCUGGAGAAUAUCCAACAACAUGCACAAGCCGAGCAAGCUCGUGCAUGCGGAUUACAGUGUGUUCAAGUCUGGUGUGAGCCCUGCCUGGGAGGACCCUAUGUGCACUGAGGGCGGCAGGUGGAUUGUGAAGGCCGAGAAGCAGAAGGUUAUAGACGAUAUUUGGACUGAUGUUGUUCUGUCGGUGAUCGGGGAGAGCUACUACCCCCUCAUCAACGAAGACAUCGUUUGCGGUGUCGUCUGCAGUGUCAGGAGAGGGGGUGUUAAGAUUGCCUUAUGGCUGUCGUCUCGGGAAGAGAAGUUGGUCAAACCGUUGGGACUCAGAUUCAAGCGCAUCGUUCAAUCCCUCGCCCCCGAUGAUGCCGAUCGGUUCACCAUCGGUUUUGAAGGUUUCGCCAACCCCGGUGACGAGAUGUACACCGUGGACAUGAACGAUCAUUUUGAAUCGGACCACAAAGUCGUUGAUGCCUCCACUACCAAGAAGGGUAAUGCUGCUCAGCAACGACCUGCUACUACUACUACGACUACGGAGGAGGAGGAGGAGGCGAAGAAGGAAGAAGGGGCGACCACUACGCCGGCCGAGGGCUCGCCGUCCAAGUAGGAGAUCUGAGGCUCGGUGUU
Molecule: messenger RNA, 896 nt
Organism: Perkinsus marinus ATCC 50983
Lineage: Eukaryota; Perkinsozoa; Perkinsida; Perkinsidae
Product: Eukaryotic translation initiation factor 4E-2, putative
Exons: 7
Coding region: 1-876 (291 amino acids)
Biological process (GO): translational initiation
Cellular component (GO): cytoplasm; eukaryotic translation initiation factor 4F complex
Molecular function (GO): translation initiation factor activity; RNA 7-methylguanosine cap binding
Source: RefSeq, a predicted model, not a curated record